Messenger RNA from Laccaria bicolor S238N-H82, 375 nucleotides. RefSeq lists its product as uncharacterized. NCBI's taxonomy places the organism in Eukaryota, Fungi, Basidiomycota, Agaricomycetes, Agaricales, Hydnangiaceae. Bases 1 to 375 code for a protein of 124 amino acids. The record is from RefSeq and is a predicted model, not a curated record. The transcript is spliced from 6 exons.
AUGACUGAUACAUUGGUGACCAAGACAGGGGACUGGUAUUCCAAUCUACUCCCUCUUCAAGUAUCAAAAACUCUUUUGAGUGCAUAUAAUCAAUCUCCUGAUUCGCACUUUGAAUCGAGUAUCGUUACAACACUCAGGAUUCCAAUGCCCACUCCAGGCACUCCUACCACUCCUUAUUUCAAAGGAAAGCGCAUAGAGGAUUUUCUAGACUCGCUUGAGCAGCAUGCAGAUAGUGUCUCCCUGGUUAUGUACUUCGUUAUUGUCACACAAAAGUGCAGAUUGUUAUUGAAGAGGGAUUCCGUCAACGCUUCAUAUGAAAAUGAAAAAACGAAUCCCAGCAGCAAAUUUGAAGACAUUGUCACCCCCGUCCAUUGA